Williopsis jadinii is the source of this 532-nucleotide messenger RNA. RefSeq lists its product as uncharacterized. The record is from RefSeq and is a predicted model, not a curated record. Lineage: Eukaryota; Fungi; Ascomycota; Saccharomycetes; Phaffomycetales; Wickerhamomycetaceae. The transcript has a single exon. The coding region runs from base 177 to 446 and encodes 89 amino acids.
AGAGAUAGCUACACAGAGAAGCAGAGUGUGUGAUAGAGGGCACUGCACCGGAUGACAUUCAACUAACGGGAGGGUAAUCGUAAUCGUCACCCGUACAAUCCCACCACUUCCUAAUCUGGAUUAGGUAUACGUGUGUUGACGUCGGUUAACCGUUCUUGUUUAGUAACACGCAAACGAUGAUAUCAUCUUCGCCUGUACGUCCUUCUCCCAGGAAAACAACGAGAAAAAAAAAACACGCAUCCUUCCCGUGCAGAAGGAGGGACCCCCACGCAACUCUCGCACGGAAGAGAUACCCGUCUUACCAGGCGAGUCCAGCUCUCGUACCCAGAAUGGCAGGAACUCGAAACCACGGGUUAGUCACAGCUUUUGUUGUCCAUAUCGUGGUGUGUGUGUGUGUGUGUGUGCCUGUGUGUUUCUACAACAGCAGACACAAGCGUGGUUUAUGACCCACCGUUAGUGGAUUGUGUAGUCUGUUUUCCACAGCUCUUUGUAGUUGGUCUAGUAUUCCUCCCGUGGUAUCGGGAUUUUCUAC